Messenger RNA from Cheilinus undulatus (humphead wrasse), 2909 nucleotides. RefSeq names its product RAB3C, member RAS oncogene family (gene rab3c). Bases 209 to 868 code for a protein of 219 amino acids. Gene Ontology annotation, biological process: protein localization to plasma membrane; regulation of exocytosis; protein secretion. The transcript is spliced from 5 exons. Gene Ontology annotation, molecular function: GTP binding; GTPase activity. Gene Ontology annotation, cellular component: plasma membrane; synaptic vesicle; endosome. The record is from RefSeq and is a predicted model, not a curated record. NCBI's taxonomy places the organism in Eukaryota, Metazoa, Chordata, Actinopteri, Labriformes, Labridae.
GAGCCAGCCUCGUCAGCGCAGGGGCGCGUGCCACAGCUGAAGCGAAGGGGACAGCUCCCAGGUGCUGAAAGUACUCGGCGCUCCAAAGAGAGAAAGAGAGAGACGCGGAGGGGGGAAGAGAAUCAACGCCUGCAUUAGACCCUCCAAUAAAACGCGUAUUCUGCACAACACGGGCACAUACAGAUAGAGCGCCAGGCCUUCAACACAGAUGGCUGCUACCCAGGAUGUGAAAGGGAAGGGAGAGGGAGGGGACCAAAACUUCGACUACAUGUUCAAGCUGCUGAUCAUCGGAAACAGCAGCGUGGGCAAGACGUCUUUCCUGUUCCGAUACGCCGAUGACGCCUUCACCUCGGCCUUCGUCAGCACAGUGGGCAUCGACUUCAAAGUGAAGACCGUGUACAAGAACGACAAGAGGAUCAAGCUGCAGAUCUGGGACACAGCAGGCCAGGAGCGCUACAGGACCAUCACUACUGCGUACUACCGUGGUGCUAUGGGUUUCAUCCUUAUGUACGACAUCACCAACGAGGAGUCCUUCGGCGCCGUGCAGGACUGGUCAACCCAGAUAAAGACCUACUCGUGGGAUAAUGCACAGGUGGUGCUGGCCGGGAAUAAGUGUGACAUGGAUGAAGAGAGAGUGGUGUCGGUGGAUAGCGGCAGACUGCUGGCAGAACAGUUGGGUUUUGAAUUCUUCGAGACCAGCGCCAAGGACAACAUCAACGUCAAGCAGACCUUCGAACGCCUCGUUGACCUCAUUUGUGACAAGAUGUCCGAGAGCUUGGACAGCGAUCCGGCAGUCACCACGGGAGCCCCCACUGCCAAACUCACAGACAGCGCUCCGCCGCUGCAGCAGCCUGGAUGCAACUGUUAGUGACCGGCGUGGAGGGAAUCAAAGGGAGGGCAGUGCAGGUCCUGUAAGGUGUCAGAGUGUGCAGCGUUUUUGUUUCUCCCUCAGCGUUCUCACUCCUGCUCGUGCUGCUUCCUCUGGACUACACUUCAAACCCUGUUUAGUGGUAGAGUUACUGUCCUAUUAUCUCUCUACUUUAUCACCUUAUAUCAAGAGCAAAUAACCAGACAGACAAGGCUGUGUCAAACGUGUAAUAUUACAGGAUAUUUACAGUAUAGAGCCACCAUAUUCUCAUUCUUCAGCUAGUUAGUGUAAUUCAGAUAUGAUCGAUAAGGCCAUAAUCAGAUGUACAGUUAAUCCUGUAGACCUUUAAAUCUUUAGAAUAAUAAGAAAAUGAGGGAUAGAGUGAGUGCUUUAAUAGUUCUUAUUUUUUGUACAGUAUGUAUUUUACUUUUAUAGGAUUACUUUAUCUCCUAAAGCUGCCAAAUCUAUGAUUACGUGCACUAUAGGAUGUAGCGGCUUUCUUUUGUGACCUGAAUGUGUGGCUGUUGUGUGUGACUGUGGGUGCAUGAGUUUAAAGUCUGAGUGUCGUCUUUAAAAAAAAUCAUCUACCUUGGAUAAAAAAGUGGCCUUUUAGCAUCUCCAACACGGCCUCUGUAGGUUCCUCUGUCAUGCUUUCUUUGAGAAUGAAUCAAGUGUGUGUAACGUUGAUGUGACUCCACGUUUUGCCGUCUGUAGAUGUGUGAUUUCUCAAUAAGUGUAUCUGUUAAUCUUAAAAGCAAAUAUUUCUAUGUGCUUAGCCUCUAAGACGACCCUUUAUAGUUUGAUGCGAUGAGCAUGCUUCGGAAAAAUCAAUCAUAUGUACUGUUUUGUCUUAAGAUAGAAGCUAACUAUGAUAGUGACGAUCCAACAUUUCUUUAAUAAGAAUCUCACACUGCUAAGGCACACAAUAGUGUAUAAUAAACAACAAGUGAUCAGCUCUGGCAUGGAAUAAACAGCCAUAUAUUAAUCACAUUGUUUAACUUUUGAGUCAGCAUGCUAAAUGUCAUGUUUAUGUAAUGAUAUUGAAUGAAAGAAAAAACAGGAGCUUCUCCCUGCAGGCAUAAUAACAUAAUAAGUCAAAAAAGUUGUAGCUUAUUUUAAAAUCCAGAAAGCCUUUAAGUUCUGCAAACUCAGAAAAAAAGAAAAAACACUGGUGCCAAAUCAUAGUUUCUUUAGCAUUGUUGUUUGUUGCAUAGUUAAAUACAAGCCCCUAAAUUGCAUGAAAUCUGCCCUGACUUGUCCAUGUAAGUUCCUAUGAUAAGAUGUAAAUAUAUAUCACUCUGUGUUACACAUUUAGAAGCAUUGUCACAGCAUUCGCUGUGAGGUGCAAUGGGCCAAUAAGUGCAAUAUUUUAUGAAUGAACCCCUGUACAUAGUUUCUCCUGUCCUCUGCGGUGCGUUUGAGCGAGUUUGGUCAGAACGGCUGAUGGAGAAGAAAGGAGCGUGUGCGUCUUUGUGUAACUGCAGCCACUGAAUGUGUGACCGUGCGCGUGUGCGUACCUGCCAUAUUGACCAGACAAAAUGACGUAUUCUAGUGUAUUGUUUGUGUAUACCUUUUGUACAGAUAUAUUCACGUACUAUAUGCUGUUCCUGCUAAGUGUUGAGUGUUGGUUGAAGUUGUGUUUUCAUGUCUAAAUGCAGUGUUAUUGUGAACGAUAGUCAGGGAGCUCACUUAGUCCAUGCCAUAUGCCGUACUGUUGUCAAACCAAGAAAAAGGAUACACUUACAAGACCCUGUGCAUCUGUGUGCACACAUGCUCUGUGUGUGUGCAUCUGUGUAUGUGUGUGAUAUAUCAUUGACAUGCUGAUAGCCAUGAAAUGAAUUACUGUAUUGAUCUCCAGCCUAGAUUCAUUUAAUAGAGGAAUAGUUAUGAGGCGACUUGGUGCCCAAAAUAAGUGACUCUGGUCCACGCUCAUUUUAGAUCACUAUGACUUUACAUAUAACUGAAUAUAUUUGUUUCUUGGAGUGCAAGCAAAAUAAGAAAUAUGUUUUUGAGAUUAUAGGUAAUAAAUCAGAUUCUAUCA